This is a messenger RNA of Trichechus manatus latirostris (Florida manatee), 2658 nucleotides long. RefSeq names its product sushi domain containing 3 (gene SUSD3). The coding region runs from base 1 to 795 and encodes 264 amino acids. NCBI's taxonomy places the organism in Eukaryota, Metazoa, Chordata, Mammalia, Sirenia, Trichechidae. The transcript is spliced from 5 exons. The record is from RefSeq and is a predicted model, not a curated record. Gene Ontology annotation, cellular component: plasma membrane.
AUGCCCCGAGCGGGCGCGACCCUCCGCGGGCGGACAAGGCCUGUGGGGCGAGCCGGGGACGCCACGCCUGCCCCGGGGAACCACACAGGCACCUGCAGCCAAGUGAAGCCACCCCCGCAGGGAACCUUCCAAGUCCUUCGUGGCAAUGGCACUUCCGUGGGGACAGUGCUGCUGUUCCACUGCCCCUCUGGCCACCAGAUGGGGGGGUCUGGCCUCGUCACCUGUGCCUGGAAGGGGAGUGUUGCCGAGUGGUCGUCAGGGACACCAACGUGCAAGUCUGUGCCCCCACACGAGACCUUUGGCUUCAGGGUGGCCGUGAUUGCCUCCAUCGUCAGCUGUGCCAUCAUCCUGCUCAUGUCUGUGGCCUUCCUCACCUGCUGCUUAAUGAAGUGUGUGAAGCGGACAGAGAAGCGGCACUCUGACAGGACGGCCCAGCUAUGGUACCAGCUCAGAGGCAAGGACCUGGAGACGCUGCAGGCCGCCUCCCUUGGCCUCAAGGGCCUCAACAACAACAACAACAGCCACCCCAGCUGCCAGCCCCGCUUGGGUGAAGCUGCUUUGCAGGCACAUGACAACCACUGCUUCACCUCAGACCAUGGCAAGGGCACCACAGAGCUGGCCAGCAUGGGCCCCAGCGUGAAUAAGCACCCCUGGACACCUCUGCCCGAUGCUCUGAGCCCCAGUGUCUCCCGGGUGAUGGUGCACAUAGAGAGCCCUGCGCAGACCCUGCCUGCCUCUGGACCCACCCCAGAAAUGCCAGGAAUGCCGGGUCAGGUGUCAGCAAACCUGGGGUAACCUGAGAAGCUGCAGCCGGUACCUGCCUGCCCACUCCACCAGCCUGCCAUCUGGUCUCCACGUGUGUCUAACUGGAAAUGGUGGUGACUUCUCAGGGCUGAGCUGACACCAGAGACUCGGGGCCUCAGUGGGAGUGCUCUGUCCCAAGGGAGCCUGGCUGUAGCCAUUUUUAUAGAUAUGGCUUCCUCGAAACCAUUUCUGAGGUCAACACACCAGCUGUAGCCUCCUGCUAACCUGGGUUUCUUUAAGGAGACUGGGUAACGGUUUUAGAAAAUCGAGUUUUGCAUAAUAGACUAAGAAAACAGCAAUAAACUUUUUUUUUCAGCAGUUACAGGUGGCCGUUCUAAAACUCAGUAUCUUCUUCUAAGCAGGGACUCUUCCAGGGUUCUGCAUCCGUUGUCGUUGUCUAUAUAGCUGAGGAUGAGCGUGUGAAGUAAAACAAAAUAAUUGUUUAAUACCGAAAAACACAAAGGUAAAAAAUCACUGUCCCAAUUUUUGAUACUUUGUAACAAAACCUUAAGUCUCGUGGCAUAAAACUAGUCAUUUAUUAUUGCGUCUCAGGGCUCUGGGCUUGACUGGGCGGUUCUCAUUCAGGGUGUUUCAUGGUGGUUGCAGGCAGGUGGUGGCUAGAUCUCAUGGGGUUUGUUGGUCAGAAAAUCCACAUGCGGCUGACUCCAUAUGGCCUGGGCUUCCUUACAACAUGGAGGCUGGUUUCCAAGGCUGAGGGUUCCAAGGGUGAGAGUUCCAAGUGCAAGUGCCAGGUAGAAGCUGCACUGCCUUUUAUGAUCUGGCCUGGGAAGUCACACAGUGUUACUUCUGCUGCAUUCUAUUAAGAAUAGAGAACACCCCUUCCCAGAGUAUGACCUUUACCCACAUCUGGGAGUUCUGUCAUGUUAAUAAGUGCAGAACUUCCCAACCUUAUUUCCCUCCUCAAUCACUUGUGUCCACCUGAUCUGUCAGUGCCCAGUGGGAGGGGCUACACUUCCUGUUAGCAGUACUUUUAGUUUUUCCUUCCAUUUACUAUAGAGCCCUGGUGGUGCAGUGGUUAAGAGCUCGGCUGCUAACCAAAAGGUCAGCAGUUUGAAUCCACCAGUUACUCUUUGGAAACCCUAUGGGGCAGUUCUACUCCGUCCUAUAAGUUCCCUAUGAGUCGGAAUCGAGUCAGCGGUAACAGGUUUGGGUUAUUUUUUUGCUUGUUUGUUUCCAUUUACCAUAAGAUUAUUAAUAAUAAAUUUUGAUUCUUAUAAAGGUAAAAUGUUUUCCUUGAAUUCACUCUUGUCAGCUUAUAAAAUCAGCCUCUGACUUCCCAAAAAAGAAUAAAAUCCAACCUAUGAUCAGUGGGAGGGGACUUAGACUCCACUUCUAGAUGGGAGGAGUGCCAAGAAUUUGCAGACACAUUUUUAAACCAUGACGAUCACAUUUAACCCAGUUACUUGUAAAAGCAAUUAUAUAAAAAAAUGACUGUGUCUCUUACUCUUCCAGCCUCACUCCCAUGGAUAUUGAUGUUAACUUUGUGUAUACAUAACUGUGUAUAUACACAUACGUGCAUAACAAGAUGUGAUUUUUAUCAUUUUUAUUUUCUUUUACUGCUUUUUAUUGCUUUGUAGUAAGUUUUGAAAUGAGGAUGUGUGAGUCCUUGAGGCUACUUCAUUCUUCUUUUUCAGGAUUAUCUUGGCUAUUCUAGGUUCCUUGCAAUUCCAUAUGAAUUUUAGAAUCGGCUGAGAUUCUGAUAGGGCUUACGUCGAAUCUGCAGAUCAGUUUAGAGAGUAUUGCCAUCUUAACAAUGUUAAAUCUUCCAGUCCAUGAACAGGGGGUAUUUUUCCAUUUAUUUAGACCUUUAAUUUCUUUCAGCAGUAUUUUAUA